Molecule: messenger RNA, 621 nt
Organism: Eremothecium sinecaudum
Lineage: Eukaryota; Fungi; Ascomycota; Saccharomycetes; Saccharomycetales; Saccharomycetaceae
Gene: PUP3
Product: proteasome core particle subunit beta 3
Exons: 2
Coding region: 1-621 (206 amino acids)
Biological process (GO): proteasome-mediated ubiquitin-dependent protein catabolic process
Cellular component (GO): proteasome core complex, beta-subunit complex; proteasome core complex
Source: RefSeq, a predicted model, not a curated record
AUGUCUCAAGACCCUAGCUCAAUUAAUGGUGGUAUUGUGGUUGCAAUGACCGGAAAGGAUUGCGUUGCAAUUGCAGGCGAUUUAAGAUUGGGUUCGCAAUCUCUCGGUGUUUCUAAUAAAUUUGAAAAAAUAUUCAAUUAUGGCCAUGUCUUUGCAGGUUUAACUGGGCUGGCUACCGAUGUUAUUACCUUACAUGAAUUGUUUCGUUCGAAAACAAAUCUAUACAAGCUAAAGGAAGAUCGACCAAUUGAGCCGGAAACAUUUACACAGCUGGUAUCAAGUACAUUAUAUGAGAGGAGAUUUGGUCCAUAUUUCGUUGCUCCAGUGGUUGCAGGUAUUAACAGUAAGACCAAAAAGCCAUAUAUCUCUGGUUUUGAUUCCAUUGGAUGUAUUGAAGAAUCUAAAGACUUCAUAGUUAGCGGUACUGCAUCCGAGCAGUUAUUUGGUAUGUGCGAGUCACUAUAUGAACCAGAUUUAGAGCCAGAAGAUCUAUUCGAGACCAUUUCCCAAGUCCUGCUAAACGCUGCUGACCGUGAUGCUUUGUCUGGUUGGGGUGGUGUGGUUUACAUAAUCCAGAAGGAUAAGGUUGUCAAAAGGUAUUUAAAGACCAGACAGGAUUAA